GAUAAGUGAAAAUUGAACUUCUUAUAAUUUCAGAAAUGUGAUCAAUAUCUGUAGAGUACAAUAUUGACAAGGAUUAAGUCCGAUUUGUAAAUAAUAAAGUUAAUAACGACAAAUUGGAGUAUUAAAGACAGAGAUGGCACCUAGCAUUGGACUUAACCUCCGCGUGACCGGGCAUUGUAACCAGGGAGGACGGAAGUAUAUGGAGGAUGUGUUCUCCGUGGCAUAUCAACAAACAGAGGACGAACUAGACCUGGAAUACGCCUUCUUCGGUAUAUAUGACGGACAUGGAGGGAAGGAGGCAGCUUUAUUUGCCAAGGAACAUUUGAUGGACAACAUAACCAAGCAUCCCAGUUUUUGGUCAGAGAAUGACGAUCUGGUUUUGAAAUCUAUUAGGGAGGGGUUCUUGAAGACCCAGCAGGAUAUGUGGGGGGACCUGGAGAACUGGACUAAGACUGGUUCAGGACUACCCAGCACGGCAGGGACUACUGCCAGUAUUGCUUUCAUCAGAAGGGGGAAGAUAUUCGUAGGCCAUGUUGGCGACAGUGGAAUAGUACUAGGAGAACAGGACCCUGACCAUCCUGAUGUAUGGAACGCUGUGCCUUUAACCCGGGACCAUAAACCUGAAUGUGAGAUAGAGCUAGCUAGGAUUGAAGCUGCUGGAGGGAAGGUUGUUAACAAGUCAGGAGUUCCUCGAGUUGUAUGGAACCGUCCUAAAAUUGGUCAUACCGGCCCUGUUCGCCGUAGCACACCUAUCGAUGAAGUUCCUUUCCUGGCAGUGGCGCGCGCACUUGGAGAUCUCUGGUCCUACAACAGUAAGAAGGAUGUGUUUGUCGUUUCUCCUGAACCAGAUCUUCAUGUUUACUCUAUAGAUAUUAGCAAACACAGAUGUUUGGUGCUGGGUACAGAUGGAGCUUGGAAUGUUUUGUCCCCACAGGCUGCUGUCAAUGCUGUCAAGGUUGCGGAGAAGAAUAACGAGAAGCAUAUGCUGGACCCUGAGGCAGGGCACGCCUGGCAGAACCCCAGUAAACGUCUAGUCGAUCAGGCUGUGGAUAGGUGGAAAAUGUAUAAGCUGCGAGCAGACAAUACCAGUGUAGUGGUUGUUAUGCUGGAUCCUCCAGGGCCUCCUAGAGCACAAGUUCUACGACGUCAGAAGGAACUUCAACGUGGAGGAUCAAAUACUGCCAAGAAACCUUGUAACAACACUAAUGCGCCUCCUCUACCUCCUAAACCCUGCAAACAAUCUAAAGGCCUCAGCAUUAUAUCCAGAUUCCCCAACUCGAAGAAACCUGAGGAGGCAGCGGGGAAAAACCUGGUUGAUUCUCUCGGAGAGCAGUCUCCGAAAACCUCGUCCCGUAUUGUUCACGACUCCACGAAGUCGGAACCUGAGAAGGUUCAGGUUAAAACUUUCAAUAGUUUGAGUGCCGUGAUACUACCUGGUUCCUCUACCUCCAGUCAACAGCAACCGACCUCCAACACUAAACCUGCUGCUAAACCUCCAACCAAUGAUAAAACACUUCAGGUGAAUGAGAUCUCAAGCUCCGAUACAGAGCAUAGUCCUGUAGUUCAACCUAAACCUGGAGCUAGAAAAUCUAUCAGUAGAGAACUAGCCAACCUUGCCAUAAAUAGUCCUGCCGCAAAUAUUAGAUCUAAGAAACGAGAGUCUAGUGGACGACCGGUUUUGAAACCUAGUCGACGUAAACGAUCUAUUGAAGGGUUGGGACGGGAUGAUUCUGAUACGGAGAAUAUCUCCGACAAUAUGGUUCCUGCCGCUAAACUAGCAGAGGUGGAGAAAAAGUGUCAAGAUCUAACCAAUAAAUUAAAGGCCAUGGAGCAGAAGGUUAGUCAACAGACUGAUCACCUCACCCAAGAGGUGCGUGCUCUCCGGUCCAACCUGGAGAAGGGAGAGAAGUCUAAGAAUCCUGAAACUCCUCGGAUUCUCCGAAACCGGAACGGGAACACGGAAACCCCGGUGAGUGGAACCAAGAGAAAGAGAGGAGAGACAGAGAACCAGAUUCCUAUGAAGCGGGAAAGAACCGUCACCUGGGCAGGGCGAACCAAACUCCAGCCGAAGGAUGUGGGUAAAUCUGUAUUGAAACCCGCACGGAAAUCAAUAACAGGAAUCGAAACCACUCCGCUAUCAAAAUUAAGCCGAGCAAAGAUUGGAUUAAGACGGAAAUGAUGAUCCGAGUGCCUUGUGGCACCUGAAAUUAUAAUUGUACUCUUAUAUUCUUAUACCUCACUAGCGGCUAUAUCGUGACCUGAGAAGCAUUUUAGAGAAAAUUUAUUAAACUUUUUGUUGAAUUUGAAUUGUUUAAAAUAAUGCUUAAAUUGAAGCAGAUGUAAACAAUCAUAAAGUACACUACACACACACUAGUAGUUCUGUAAAUAGAAACUCUGAAAUUUGUACAUAAAUUAAAUAUAUGCAUCCUACAAUGUAAAUUUGAAGUAGUAAUUAUGAACUAAACAUUUAAACUCGUG
Eurytemora carolleeae is the source of this 2478-nucleotide messenger RNA. Its product is annotated as protein phosphatase 1D. The transcript has 12 exons. Gene Ontology annotation, cellular component: nucleus; cytosol. The record is from RefSeq and is a predicted model, not a curated record. Gene Ontology annotation, biological process: protein dephosphorylation. Gene Ontology annotation, molecular function: mitogen-activated protein kinase binding; cation binding; protein serine/threonine phosphatase activity. NCBI's taxonomy places the organism in Eukaryota, Metazoa, Arthropoda, Copepoda, Calanoida, Temoridae. Bases 134 to 2179 code for a protein of 681 amino acids.